UAAUGCAGCAAUAAGUCACCACAGUUCACACAGAUAAAUUCAAAGCCAUUGGUCCCUAUUCAGCUGGUAAAAUUGUUGCUCCAACUGCCAAUCUAGUCUAUUUAUCAGGUUAAUUGGGUAUUGUCCCUGAAGUAAUUACUUAUAAUCUAUAUAUAUAAUAGACAGGAAAUCUUAUUUCUGAAGAUGUAGCAGAAUAAGCAACAUAAGCUAUGAAGAAUGUGGGAAUCUUAUUAGAAGCAGCAAAGUCUAGCUUUAAGAAUAUUGUCAAAUGCAUUGUUUAUCUUGUUGAUAUGGCUGACUUUGCAAAAGUGAAUGAGUCUUAUGCUAAAUUCUUUGAAGGUGAUUAUCCAGCUAGAGUUUGCAUUGCAGUCAAAUAAUUACCAAAAGGUGGUUUAGUAGAAGUUGAAGUCAUUGCAGUUCAAGAUACUGAAUAAUGAAGU
Molecule: messenger RNA, 440 nt
Organism: Paramecium pentaurelia
Lineage: Eukaryota; Ciliophora; Oligohymenophorea; Peniculida; Parameciidae
Source: the annotation of a GenBank genome assembly